AACAACAUUGGCCUAGAUCUCCGAGCAGACUGUGCAUUUCGCCGGCGAACUCAGGGUGUUCCUUCCUAUUCCCCACCGUAAAAUUCUGUGCGCUAUUUCCCCGGGGAACAUACGGUGGUUUCGUCUUAUUCAUUCUUCCUCACUCGCCGUCAUCUCUUGCUGGCAAAAAAAACCUCCGAAGGCAUAAGACAUGGAAGACGAAACUUCUAUCAACGCGAACCAAAGGAAACUUGAUAGGAUAAGCAAUUUACCAGAUUCGCUGUUAUGUCAGAUGCUCUCUUACCUCUCCACGAAGGAAUCGGUUUGCACAAGCAUUUUAUCAAAACAAUGGAGAAGUCUCUGGUUACAUGUUCCCGCAUUGGAAUUAGACUCCAAUAACUUCCGAUACGAUGAUGUCUUUGUGAGUUUCGUAGAAAGGUUUCUGGGUUCUGAAAAUGGGCAACAUUUGGAGAGAUUCAAACUGAUUUAUGAUAUUUAUGAGCAUGAUGCAUCUCGUUUCAAGACUUGGAUCGAUGCUGUGAUUAGGCGUAGAGUUUGCCAUCUUGAUCUUCACAAUGAGGUGGAUGAUUAUGAGCUGUUUAAGAUGCCUCAAUCUCUCUAUUCUUGUGAGAGAUUGGUGAACUUAGAUCUCUACCGUGUAUUCUUGGAUCAUCCUGUAUCUGUUUCGUUGCCUUGUGUCAAGAUUAUGCGUCUUGAUAUGGUCGAGUACGAUUCUGAUUCGACUCUGGAGACACUAAUAUCAAGCUGUCCUGUUCUCAAAGAUUUAAUGGUCCGUGAUGCCAACGACUCUCUAGACCUUGUGUGUGUGUGUUCCAAGUCGCUAGAAGUCCUCAAUAUAGAGUGUGAGCGCUACGAAAUUGACGGUCAUGAAGUUGAAAUCGAUGCUCCAAGACUUGAGUGUAUGACUCUCAGGGAUCACAGAUCUGACAGCUUCAUAAUACACAAUAUUGCUCCUUCUGCAAAGGUGGUCAUUGAUGUUUUUUUUAAUGUGGAAUAUGGUGAUGUACUGGAUCCAGAAGAUACUUCCAAGAUAACUAUGAUCAGUAACUUUCUCACCGGUUUAUCUACAGUCAGUGACAUGGUCAUCUCUGUUGACACUCUAGAGGUUAUUCUUGAUUACUGCGAAAUCGAAGAGCUACCUCAAUUCUCUAAAUUGUCUCGUUUGCAUGCUGGAUUCAGAGAAGAAUUCUGGGAAAUGUUGCCAACCGUCCUUGAGAGCUGCCCAAAUCUACACUCUCUCGUUCUGGAAUUUAAUCGUCUUCAAGAUACGGAGCAGAUUGAUUUUUCAGAUGUGCCACAGUGUGUCCAAUCAUCUCUCGAGUUUGUUCACAUUAAGACGCCGUUCGUUGAAAGCAUGCAAAAGGAAGGGACACCACUCACCAGAGAAUCAAGUAUGAUGAAACUAGCAAAGUACUUUCUAGAGAACGGUGCAGCUCUCAAGAAACUGACAGUAAGUGCAAGUUUUUGUAACAUCAUCAAUGAGAUCAAGUCGAUUCCAAGAAGAUCUAGGAGUUGUCAGGUUGUCAUAAAUUAGUUUUUUUUGGGGGUAAAAACAACUAUGGAUUAGUGUUUUUUGGGUAAAAAACAACCAUGGAUUAGUUGUCAUGGAUUAGUGUUUUUUGGGUAAAAAACAACCAUGGAUUAGUUGUCAUGGAUUAGUUGUCAUGGAUUAGUUGUGCCAACCUGACAUAAAUCUCUGUUGGGUAAACCCUGAAACCAAAACCAUUAUCACAAUGCAAGAGUUCUGGUACAGCACUGAACUCGUGAAAUUGACAUUGACAGUGUUAUUUACUUUUCACCUAAGACACUGAAUUAACUCGAACUCUUAGUUUCUGUGAGGAAUUGAACACUGGAAAAAAUGAUUUUCAAGACCAAAAC
This is a messenger RNA of Eutrema salsugineum, 1878 nucleotides long. Its product is annotated as F-box/FBD/LRR-repeat protein At1g16930. The record is from RefSeq and is a predicted model, not a curated record. Bases 191 to 1534 code for a protein of 447 amino acids. The transcript has 4 exons. Lineage: Eukaryota; Viridiplantae; Streptophyta; Magnoliopsida; Brassicales; Brassicaceae. Gene Ontology annotation, molecular function: protein binding.